AUGGCGUCUCACGUAGAUCCUACCACAUGUUUUGAGAUCAGGAAAAACAACCCAACAGCUCAAAGUGGAGAGUACAACAUCUUGCCCUUGGCUCCUCAGUUUAAGGGUGCGCCAGUGAAGGUCUACUGCUUGAUGAAUGAUACGCACCAGCUGGAGUAUGUCACACUGCCAAAUAGGAACAUUGGAAACUAUCCUAGAAGGUCGAAUGGUAAUUGUGGGAAGGAAAUGCCAUAUUUAGUGAAUGAUCGUGUUGGCUUGGACGGAGUAACAGUGUUUCAUAGAAUCAGAGUUCAGCCAUCGACUAUGACUGUUGUGAGAACUGACACCACCUUCACAAGUGGGAACAAGACGAAGCCGCAUAAAUUUGGUUCAGCAGAAGAUUGUAACUCACCUUCCGGAAGCUGCAAACGAAUAGGAACCUUUCACAUCGACACACUGGGCACAGGGAUGAAGUUCUCUAUAAAUAUAACGUGGACUGGACAAGGAUACGCAGGCAAAGUGCACAGUAUCACCUGGACACAGAAUGGCGCCGUCAUUGAUCUGGUGUGUGGAGGCUUUUGUGGGGGAUGCGAUCCUGAUGGAGACAUGAUCCUCUACCCAAACAAUCUGGAUAUUCAGCCAUAGGUCAACUCGGUGUGUGGAGGAUGGUGUGGAUUGUGUUAAGUGUCGAUUCCAAAAUUGAAAUAUUAAGUUCACCCAGAAAUCUGUACGUAAACAAAUUCAGUGUGAAACAAACAACCUACCAUCCAGAAUUGUGCAUUAAAAUGAACUCGGUUUACAAAUCAGUACAAACUAUGCACAGCAAUUACAAUGUCCAUACAUGGUAGGAUGAAAGUACAUUAUUCAAUGUCAAUAAUAUGAUAGUAGUGGUCAGUCUGGUAAUUCAGCCAUAAGCCCGGUGUGUGGAGAUGUUGUGUACGGAUGGAUGGUCAGGAUUGUAUGAUCCUGAAUGAGAUGUGGUUAUCUUCCCAAACAGUCUGGAUAUUCACCCAAUCUUGGUUUUGGAACAUGGUGUUGUUGAUGUUGAUGUGGUGGAUGAUUUUCGAAAUCAGUCUCUACAAGCAUCUCUUCGAUAAGCUUGCAAAGUUUCAUUCAUGUAACUUCAGUAAGUUUAAGAGAAAACUUGUCCCCAUUUCACUCAGUAUGCUCUUAGUUGAAAAGAUGGGGCAAGGGCCAUAACUCAAUCAAAUCAAUUAAAGACACCAAUUUUCGAAUUCAUUUAUGAUCAUGACCAGUGAUAUCACUUGUAGAG
Molecule: messenger RNA, 1252 nt
Organism: Haliotis rufescens (red abalone)
Lineage: Eukaryota; Metazoa; Mollusca; Gastropoda; Lepetellida; Haliotidae
Product: A disintegrin and metalloproteinase with thrombospondin motifs 9-like
Exons: 4
Coding region: 1-624 (207 amino acids)
Molecular function (GO): metalloendopeptidase activity; zinc ion binding
Source: RefSeq, a predicted model, not a curated record